GAGAUCGCAGCAUUUCCCUAAUGAAAUAAACCUAACGAUCUCUGUUUCUUUUCCUCUUUGAAUUUUGCUUCGAUCUCCAUAUAAGAAUGAUUUCAAAUCCAAGUUUAUUGUCAUACACUUGCAUUGCGAAAGGAACCGUAAUUCUCGCCGAGUUCGUUUCAAGGCAAGAGCCAGGAAUCGAAGCUAUAGCUUUAAGAUGCAUCGAGAAUACGCCUCCUCAUCAUUCAAUGUUCUCUCAUACAGUUCACAAGAAGACAUACACAUUCGCAAUCGACGAUGAUUCCUUUGUUUCUUUCGCGAUUUCUGAUGAAACUAUGGAGAACCUGAAUCAUUCUGGGAGUGUAGCGAGAGAGAGUCGGAAUCCGAGUAUUGAUUCGUCUAAAGGAAGAAGAGCUGCUUUGAUGCCACUUUUGGGGAAGCCAUUGAAAGCGUUGAAGAAGAAGAAGAGAUUGCAUAAUGAAGGAAAAGGAGAAGAUUCGUGUGAGGUUGGUUCGAUUCAGGAGAUAUCAGAGAAGAAUGUUGAUUUAUGUGGGAAUGGUAACAAUGGAGUCUUACGCAAGGAACUGAGAAAUGGUUUGUUGAGUGAUCAUCAUCAUAGACAAAAGGCGAAACAGAUAUGGAAGAAACAUGUUUGGGUUGUGUUGAUGUUUGAUUUCUGUAUCUGUGCUAUUCUAUUUGGAAUCUGGCUUUGGAUUUGUGAAGGGUUUCAAUGCAUUGAAGGGUAAAAAAAAAGUAUUCAUUCAUCAGUUUCUCUCUGUGUACAUCUCCAAAAUUCAUAUUGUUUCAAUCUGCAUCAACGUUGAUCAUUGACAUCUUCUGGGUAUUCGUUUUUUGGAUCGAAUCUGAUCCCUUUUCUUUCUUUCUCUGUUUUUGUCAAAUUCUUUUUAAUCUUCAUUAUUUUUUAAAGUCACAAAAGUGUUGUUUCCAGGAGGAAACUAGGUAUAGGUUGAAUCAUGGUUUACAUGUUAGUGAUAUGUUCAUUGUACUUUGAAAAUCAUUCACAAGCAAAAUGUGUGUUGUGUAUCUCUUUUUUUCUCGUUUAUCUUUUGCUGUAUAAUUCCAUAAAUGGUGCUGUGAUUG
This is a messenger RNA of Arabidopsis arenosa, 1080 nucleotides long. The record is from the annotation of a GenBank genome assembly. NCBI's taxonomy places the organism in Eukaryota, Viridiplantae, Streptophyta, Magnoliopsida, Brassicales, Brassicaceae.